AUCCAAACAAAACAAUGGGAUCCGCUGUCGAAAGUACAAAAUACAAAAUUGGCAUACUGGGAGCUUAGCCGCUGGUAAGCCGGAGCUAGAAAUCGGAGGGAAAGAGGGGAGCUGGCUCGAAAUCGGAGUUUAACAUGUCGCAGUUUUGGAAACCCGGUGCUGAGAAGCCUCGCAUCCUCGACGACGAGGAAGGCGGCGUCCUUUUUCUCGCUUCCUCCCUAUCCUCCUCUUCAUCCGGAUAUGGAUAUGGUAGCAUUGAAAAGCAGAGGUUGAGAUUGCCUGUCUACAAGUACAGAACGGCGAUUCUGUAUCUGGUGGAGACUCAUGCCACUACCAUUAUUGUUGGCGAGACUGGUAGCGGCAAAACCACACAGAUUCCGCAGUACCUUAAAGAGGCAGGUUGGGCUGAUGGUGGGCGCGUCAUAGCUUGCACCCAACCGAGACGAUUGGCAGUCCAGGCAGUUGCUUCAAGGGUGGCUGAAGAGAUGGGGGUCAAGCUUGGAGAGGAAGUUGGCUAUACAAUUCGAUUUGAGGAUCUUACUAAUUCAGGUGUAACCAUGAUAAAGUUUCUUACAGACGGGGUUUUACUCAGAGAAAUGAUGGAUGAUCCACUUUUGACCAAGUACAGUGUCAUAAUGGUAGAUGAGGCUCAUGAAAGGUCUAUUUCGACUGACAUUUUGCUGGGUCUGCUGAAAAAGAUCCAGCGCCGUCGACCUGAGUUGCGUUUAAUUAUUUCAUCUGCUACAAUUGAAGCCAAAUCAAUGUCUGCUUUCUUCCAGACCAGCAAAAGGCAUCAAGGACUUGAAGCAGAUGAUGGUCCAAGGAAAGAUCCAGCAAUUCUAUCAGUUGAGGGUAGGGGGUUUAACGUACAAAUUCAUUAUGUUGAGGAACCUGUUGCAGAUUAUGUUCGGGCUGCUGUUUCUACAGUCUUGUCAAUUCAUGAUCAGGAACCUCCAGGUGAUAUUCUGGUAUUUCUUACUGGUCAAGAUGAUAUAGAUGCGACUGUUCAGCUGCUUACUGAAGAAGCUCAAGCCAAUGGAAAGAAUAAAGGAUUGAUUGUUCUGCCUUUGUACUCGGGGCUCUCACGUGCGGAGCAGGAUCUGGUGUUUUCUCCCACUCCUAGAGGGAAGAGGAAAAUAGUAAUAUCAACCAAUAUUGCUGAGACUUCUUUGACUUUGGAGGGAAUCGUCUAUGUUGUUGACUGUGGAUUCUCAAAACAACGGUUCUACAAUCCGAUCUCAGAUGUUGAAAAUCUAGUAGUGGCACCCAUAUCCAAGGCAUCUGCUAGACAAAGGGCUGGUAGGGCUGGAAGAAUUCGACCUGGGAAGUGUUACAGGCUUUAUACUGAAGAAUACUUUGUCAAUGAAAUGCCUGCUCAGGGGAUCCCUGAGAUGCAGAGGUCAAAUCUUGUUUCAUGUGUGACCCAGUUAAAAGCUUUGGGCAUAGACAAUAUAUUAGGCUUUGAUUGGCCAGCAUCUCCAGCUCCUGAAGCAAUGAUCCGAGCACUUGAAGUCCUUUAUUCGUUAGGAGUCCUUGAUGAUGAUGCUAAACUUACUUCACCGGUUGGGUUUCAAGUAGCAGAGAUCCCACUAGACCCAAUGAUUGCAAAAAUGAUAUUAUCUUCAAGCCAACUUGGAUGUUCAGAGGAAAUCAUUACCAUUGCUGCUGUUCUCUCCAUCCAGUCUAUUUGGGUUUCUACUAAAUUACAAAAGGAACUAGAUGAAGCUAAGUUGAGAUUUGCAGCUGUUGAGGGUGAUCAUGUUACAUUCUUAAAUGUUUACCAAGGUUUCCUUCGAUCUGGAAAAUCUUCGCAGUGGUGUCAUAGAAACUUUGUCAAUUACCAUGCUAUGAAAAAGGUUAUUGAAAUUAGAGAACAGCUGAGGAGAAUAGCACUGAGGAUAGGCAUUGUCUUAAAAUCAUGUGAAAGAGAUAUGCUGGUAGUAAGAAAGGCUGUAACUGCUGGCUUUUUUGCAAAUGCAUGCAAUUUAGAAGCAUACAGUCAUAAUGGGAUGUACAAGACUGUUAGAGGUUCUCAAGAAGUGUAUAUUCACCCUUCAUCUGUGUUAUUCAGAGUAAAUCCCAAGUGGGUCAUUUACCAUUCUCUCGUCUCCACUGAUCGACAAUACAUUAGAAAUGUAAUGACCAUGGAUCCGUCUUGGCUAACGGAAGCUGCACCACAUUUUUUCCAGUAUCAAAGACCAGAUCCUAUUGGUCACUGACACUUGCUACCUGUUUAUUUGUUUAUUUAAUGCUUAUGAACUUGACUACAACUCAGCAUGGUUGUGAUCAUGAUAAUCAUCAAAGGUGCCUGUACCAUUAUUUUAUGUGAAAAAUUUCCUUGUUAACCAUUUGUUUUGUCUACUAUUCCCUUUCCCCUAAUGAAAAUGGGGAUUUGGGAGAUUGUAUUGUAUAUUGUAUGGUUUUUGGUGAUUAAAUUCCAUUUUAUA
This is a messenger RNA of Manihot esculenta (cassava), 2447 nucleotides long. RefSeq names its product probable pre-mRNA-splicing factor ATP-dependent RNA helicase DEAH9. The record is from RefSeq and is a predicted model, not a curated record. The transcript has 24 exons. The coding region runs from base 135 to 2219 and encodes 694 amino acids. Gene Ontology annotation, cellular component: intracellular anatomical structure. Lineage: Eukaryota; Viridiplantae; Streptophyta; Magnoliopsida; Malpighiales; Euphorbiaceae. Gene Ontology annotation, molecular function: RNA binding; ATP hydrolysis activity.